Molecule: messenger RNA, 2485 nt
Organism: Musa acuminata AAA Group (dessert banana)
Lineage: Eukaryota; Viridiplantae; Streptophyta; Magnoliopsida; Zingiberales; Musaceae
Exons: 14
Coding region: 12-1703 (563 amino acids)
Source: RefSeq, a predicted model, not a curated record
UCCCUCUUCGAAUGCGAUCCCCGUUCCUUCGCAAGAAACCUUGGCCGAUUCCAAUCUCUCCCUCCCCGCUCCCCUUCCGCAUAAAGCAAAUCUCUUGUCGCCAUCAUCUUGUCGUUCUCAUCCCGUUCUCAGCCCACUUCCUGGAUCCGGCGGCGGCAAUGGGGGAGGAGCAGAGGAAGAAGAAGGAUGUGAUUCGGUUGGAGCGCGAAUCCGUCAUUCCGGUUCUCAAGCCCAAACUCAUCAUGAAACUGGCGUAUCUCAUCGAGCUUGGUACUGACCGAGCUGAAUUCCUUAGGCUAUGCAAAAGAGUUGAGUACACUAUUCGAGCUUGGUACCUUCUACAUUUUGAAGAUCUUAUGCAACUUUACUCACUGUUUGAUCCUGUUCAUGGUGCUCGGAGAUUGGAACAACAGCACUUGUCUGAUGAGGAGAUCGAUGUUCUGGAACUGAAUUUUAUAACAUAUUUAUUCCAGGUAAUGGAAAAGAGCAACUUCAAACUAGUGACUGAUGAGGAGAUUGAAGUUGCGCAAUUUGGGCAAUAUCUCUUAAAUCUACCGAUCAAAGUGGAUGAAUCCAAGCUGGACAAGAAGCUUCUGCCAAGGUAUUUUAAGGAGCAUCCUCAUGAGAAUCUCCCGGGAUUUUCUGAUAAGUACAUGAUUUUUCGCAGGGGGAUCGGAAUUGAUCGUACAACUGAUUACUUUAUCAUGGAGAAAUUGGAUAUGAUCAUAUCUCGUAUUUGGAUGUGGUUUCUGAGAGUUACUAGGCUCGAGAGACUAUUCUCCAAAACCGAAAAGUUGAUAUCCAAGAAAGAUACCAAGAAAACUGAUGAAAUCAGUUCUGAUUCAGAGGAUCAAGACAUAUUUGUGGAACGUAUUCGAAUUGAAAAAUUGGAGCUUAGUAUCGGAAAUCUAAUCGGCCAGAUCACAAUCCAAGAGCCAACUUUUGACAGGAUGAUCGUUGUGUACAGGCGAGCAAGCACAAAGACACACAUAGAACGAGGAAUCUAUGUAAAACAUUUUAAAAAUAUUCCUAUGGCUGACAUGGAACUAGUAUUGCCUGAAAAGAAAAACCCAAGUUUGACUCCUAUGGACUGGGUCAAGUUCCUCAUUUCUGCUGUGCUUGGUCUUGUUACUCUUGUCAGCUCCCUUGAGAUGCCUAAAGCGGACAUCUGGGUUGUCAUUGCCGUCAUCUCUGGUUUGGUUGGUUACUGUGCUAAGGUCUACUUCACGUUUCAACAGAACAUGACGACCUACCAAAAUCUAAUCACCCAGUCCAUGUAUGACAAGCAACUUGAUAGUGGCAGAGGCACGCUUCUACACUUGUGCGAUGAUGUGAUUCAACAAGAGGUGACCUCAAGGAAAAUGUUUCCGUUAUUGAUUUGUUUGAUGUACGUCCUAAUAUUGUUUUGCGAUCUGGAUGUGCAGGUCAAAGAGGUGAUAAUUUCUUACUUCAUUUUGAUGGAGCAGGGGAAACUAACAAUAAAGGAUCUUGACCACAAAUGUGAAGAACUCAUUAGAGAACAGUUUCACGAGGAUAUCAACUUUGAAGUCGAGGAUGCUGUCCGAAAGCUGGAGAAACUUGGUAUUGUUGCAAGAGAUUCUAUUGGAAGAAUCUACUGUGUUCCCCUGAAGCGAGCAAACGAGAUCAUUGGCACCACCACAGAAGAACUGGUGAUCAAAGCCCAACAAGGUCUUCCAAGUUGAUCAAAGUUGAGAAUCCAUCAACAACAUCCAGGUUUUUCCACAGCAAUAUAUUUUUCCUAGUCGAAGCCAAAUUUCCACUUAAUCUUCAGUUCGACCAUGUGUCGUUUUACAUUCUUUAUCUGUAAUUAUGUAUCUUUUAUCCUUCAUUCAUUAGCUGGUCUUCUUUGACUGCUGAGGGGAUAAUAAGAACUGGAAUAUAAAUUAUUUAUAUUCUUUCUUUUACGAAAUAACUUUGAUUUGAGUUCAGAAAUUGAUUUGUUUUCAUGUAAUGACUGCACUAACUUUCCCUUAGAAAUGUAUGUGCUUUAUGCACAUUUAUAAUCCAACGUUUUUCUCCCAUAACCUGCUACUUGUAUUAUCAAGUUUGUAUUCCUUUUAAUCGCGAAGGUUAAUAGGUGAUGUCAGAAACAUAGUUUCUGUAAAAUUAUGAAUUCUUUGGUCCAUUUGGCCAUCUUAUGGACGAGUUACAGUUUGCAGCCCAACAAAAGGGAGAACAGAAAGAAGCUGUUCAUGCUUGAACUUAUAAGAUCCAAAGAGUUCAUCCUCUAAGAAUGUUAAUGAUUAGGAAUUAGUGUCAAUUUUGAUUUAUUAUGGAAGGAAAUGAAGAGGAGGAAUGCUGAGUAGUAGAUUGUACCUGAGAGGAGGAAGGUGGGACGUGAAGACGGUGCAGCAUGGUAACAUCUGCAUUCUCCCAUUAUUCACCAACCAAUCUGCCAUGACAUCAACGCAAUGAAGAUAAUUCAGAUCAAAAUCACAAGUCGAAUGACAAAAUAAUAAUAACA